UACACACUUCAUCUGAAAUGGACUAUUCAUUAUAUUGCUAAAUUCGUUUUCGAAAUAUUAAAACAAACAAAAAAAGGUUUUUAAAAUAUUGUUGUGAAAAGUAUACAGUGAUUGUUUAUAUAUUCUUGAGCAUCGAAAAAAGUUCUGUCAGUAAAUUAUGGGGAUGAUUUCAAGAGUGCGCGGGCGCAUUAGAAGUGAUUCGUUCACAAAAAUUCACACACUCAAAUCAGAGGACAAAAUUGCGAAUAUUGUAUGGCUUCUUUCACUUGUUUUCCUGUUGCCAUUUUGGGCUCCACGAGGAUUACUGGUUGCACUUGGAGGCGCAUGGCUGAUGGCAGCGUAUACAUGUUUAGUUGUUCCUGUACUAAUAUCAGCGAACUACCGGUAUCCAGCCAGAUGGUAUCCAGCGGUAGCGAAAAUAGUCCGAAGAGUAGCCAGAAAGCUGCGCCCAUAUUUUGACUGUGCCAAGAAUGUUUUAAGGGUGGCGUAUGCACCACUAGAACGUACAGAGAAAUUAUUUUUACAGAUGAACAAUCUCUCAACUAUGAUGUGUCAGUUGCUGAUGUUCACAGCUUGUGAUCGACUAUUUCUCUCACAAGCAAAACUAACCAGUCUGUAUUCCUUGAUGUUCUAUAACGUGGUCACUUAUUCAGUUAGCUACAUUCGUGAGAUCUGCACGAAGGAAGACUGGUCGCCGUUUGUAAACGUAACACGACAUUCCCAAGUAAAGCACCUCGCGAUGUCUGCGACUAAAAUUGUCCUCGAAUGGACGAAAGCCAUCACAUUCAUAGUGACAAUCACUUUUAUACUCCUUGCCUUUGGAUUAGAACAAGGCUUGGAGCACUAUCGGCCGACGGCACUGUACACCGUGACUACCGGCAUCUAUUACUUGUUAUCAGAGAGAACGUUUUUAGAAUUGUGGCCGAUUGCUAUUUCGGCGCUAAAGCUAGAAAGACUAGAAGGCAUGGAGACAUUGUACUUCGGAGUUUGGGCGCGGGGUGUGACUACAGCGUUGGCCGUGCCUCUAGUGCCAGCUUUGGCCUGGUGUGGCCGUUGGCGAUUGGCUAUAUUGGUGCUGUACCUGUGUGUAUUCGUUCACGGCAGACAUCGUCUCGGAGAAGCGCUGAUAAAGUUGAAUGAAGCUAGAGGGUCCCUGGCGAAAUUCAGACGUGCAACUUCACAGGAGCUGGCCACUUUGGAAGACGUUUGCGCCGUGUGCCUAGGUGCCAUGAGGUCUGCACGAGUCACGCCUUGCGCUCACUAUUUCCACGCUGACUGCUUGAGAAGAUGCCUUGCCGCUUCGGAUAGAUGCCCCAUUUGUGUCAGACCUUAUGUAUUUUGCUGAUAGUUGUUUAUUUUUCGGUGUCUAAGACUAUUUUGUCAAGAAGUACAUAUAACUUCAUACAAAUCUUGAGGUGAUUUUGUUUGAAAUCAACUUUGAUGUGACGACCAGUGCGAAGCGUAGAACAAAUCGAUCAUUUGUGUUUAAAUUCGAGAUCACGAAUUAUACAUAUUAUGUUCAUAAUUUAAAUAAUAUUCAUAUCGAAUAAUAUCUAAUGAAUAAUAUGUGAGUAUAUAUUCACAUAUUUUAUAAGUAUUAACGAACGCUUUACAUUUAUUUACCCAUUAAUUAUUAUAUUUACACCAGAGAAAAUAUUCACGCAUACUUUCGAAACGCACGUGCUUAGUUUAAGAUAAAUUGUAACAACAAACUACUUUUUUAAAUCCCAUUUCACUAAUUGGGUCCAAGUUUGUACUUUGGAUUUU
Messenger RNA from Bombyx mandarina (wild silkworm), 1767 nucleotides. RefSeq lists its product as uncharacterized. Gene Ontology annotation, cellular component: ubiquitin ligase complex; cytosol. Gene Ontology annotation, biological process: ubiquitin-dependent protein catabolic process; protein ubiquitination. Gene Ontology annotation, molecular function: ubiquitin protein ligase activity. Lineage: Eukaryota; Metazoa; Arthropoda; Insecta; Lepidoptera; Bombycidae. The record is from RefSeq and is a predicted model, not a curated record.